Anopheles arabiensis is the source of this 1427-nucleotide messenger RNA. Its product is annotated as 3-oxoacyl-[acyl-carrier-protein] synthase, mitochondrial. Gene Ontology annotation, molecular function: 3-oxoacyl-[acyl-carrier-protein] synthase activity. Lineage: Eukaryota; Metazoa; Arthropoda; Insecta; Diptera; Culicidae. The transcript has a single exon. Gene Ontology annotation, biological process: fatty acid biosynthetic process. Bases 30 to 1409 code for a protein of 459 amino acids. The record is from RefSeq and is a predicted model, not a curated record.
UCGGCUGAUUACGAGAACAGUACAGUAACAUGAUGGGACCAAACGCUCACAGCUACUGUUUGCUGCGCGCACGGAAAAGUCUCCCCUACGUGCUGCGAACUAUUCACCAAUCACACUCGAAACACACCAGAGACAGUGGACGGCGCCGGGUGGUGGUAACGGGGCUCGGUGUAGUAUCACCUGUCGGCUGCAAUGUGGAAGCGGCCUGGCAAACGAUCCUCUCCGGUCAGUCAAAAGUUGGUCGACUGGUGGGAGAAACGUACGACAAGCUUCCCUGCCGCGUAGCGGCCACAAUCGACACGAACGACAUCGAUCUGGAAAAGUGUUUCUCCAAAACCGAACUCAAAACGAUGGCACGCGCUACCGCCUUUGCGUUGAUCGCUGCCAAGGAGGCUCUCUCGAGGGCUAGCUGGAUGCCGGGCGUGGAGGAUGAAACCGCCUGCCAGCGCACCGGUGUCGCAAUCGGUAUGGGCAUGGUAGAUCUGAUGGACAUUUGCGAGACGAACGAAGCGCUCAAGAAGGGAUACAACCGGGUGAGCCCAUUUUUUGUGCCCCGCAUCUUGCCCAACAUGCCGGCCGGACAGCUCAGCAUCCGGUACGGGUUUCGCGGACCGAACCAUGCCGUUUCUACCGCCUGUGCUACGGGUGCCCAUGCCAUAGGCGAUGCGUUCCGCUUCAUUCAGCACGGCGAUGCGGACGUGAUGGUGUGUGGCGGUGCGGAAGCUUGCAUCAGUCCGCUCGGGAUUGCCGGAUUCUGUCGGCUGCGAGCGCUCAGCACGGCGUUCAACGACGAACCGACGGCAUCGUCCCGACCGUUCGACGAGCGUCGGGAUGGCUUUGUGAUGGGCGAGGGGUCGGCCAUUUUCGUGCUGGAAGAGCUGCAGCAUGCCCUGCGGCGAGGAGCACCAAUCUACGGCGAGAUACUUGGGUACGGAUUGUCUGGCGAUGCGUCCCAUCUGACGGCACCGCGGGAGGAUGGGACGGGAGCGCUGUUGGCGAUGCAGCGAGCCCUUGCCGAUGGUGGUCUAACGGUUGCCGACAUUGGGUACGUUAAUGCACACGCCACAUCGACCCCGAUCGGUGAUGCGAUAGAAGCCCGUGCGAUAAGGACACUUUUCGGGGAGCACACACGGUCAGUGGCGGUUUCAUCGACGAAGGGUGCCCAUGGACAUUUGCUCGGUGCGGCCGGAAACUUGGAAGCGCUGUUCGUCGUGAUGGCCUGCAGGCAUGGUCUGCUUCCACCCACCGUUAAUCUGCACAACGUAACGGACGAUAUGGCCGGGCUGCAUUACGUGGCGAACAGCUCCGAACCAUGGGAGGGGAAGCACCGUCGGCGGGUGGCGUUGAAAAACUCGUUCGGUUUUGGUGGCACCAACGCUUGUCUCUGCAUUGGUGAAUACAGCGAAUAAACGGUGAGCGUUAUCGGU